GGCGCUAGCGCGGGCUGGCCGUUCGCUGCUGCACGGGGCCCACCAUGAGCUUCCUCAUCGAUUCCAGCAUCAUGGUCACCUCCCAGGUAGCGCGGUGUUACGCGGCGAGAGCCCGGCCACGGAGGGAGUGAGGGAGAAGGAGGCGAGGUGCUCUUCUUUGGAUUUGGAUGGCUGUUUUUCAUGCGCAAGCUCUUCAAGGAUUAUGAGGUGCGACAGUAUGUUGUCCAAGUCAUCUUCUCUGUGACUUUUGCCUUCUCUUGUACUAUGUUUGAACUCAUCAUCUUUGAGAUUUUGGGAGUGCUGAACAGCAGCUCUCGAUAUUUUCACUGGAAGCUGAACCUGUGUGUCAUUUUGCUCAUCCUAGUCUUCAUGGUCCCCUUCUACAUCGGUUACUUUGUUGUGAGCAAUAUCAGAUUAUUGCACAGACAGAAACUGCUUUUUGCAUGUGUUCUGUGGUUGACAUUUAUGUAUUUCUUUUGGAAGCUGGGAGAUCCAUUUCCCAUCCUCAGCCCAAAACAUGGAAUCCUGUCUAUAGAGCAGCUCAUCAGCCGUGUGGGUGUGAUUGGGGUGACACUCAUGGCUUUGCUGUCAGGAUUUGGUGCUGUCAACUGUCCGUAUACUUACAUGUCCUACUUUCUCAGGAAUGUGACAGAUGCAGAUAUUCUCGCUUUGGAGCGACGACUCCUCCAGACUAUGGACAUGAUUAUUAGCAAGAAAAAAAGAAUAGCAGUGGCUCACAGGACGAUGUUCCAGAGAGGGGAAGUGCACAACAAACCCACUGGCUUCUGGGGAAUGAUAAAAAGUGUUACGACGUCUGUUGCAGGCAGUGAAAGUUUGCCAGAUCUGUCUCUUAUCCAGCAAGAAGUGGAUGCCCUAGAAGAACUGAGCCGCCAGCUUUUUCUUGAAACUGCUGACCUGCAUGCAACAAAGGAAAGAAUAGAGUACUCCAAAACUUUCCAGGGAAAAUACUUCAAUUUUUUGGGUUACUUUUUCUCCAUCUAUUGUGUCUGGAAAAUCUUCAUGGCAACCAUCAAUAUUGUGUUUGACCGUGUGGGGAAGACGGAUCCAGUCACAAGAGGAAUUGAGAUCACUGUGAAUUAUUUGGGAAUCCAGUUUGAUGUGAAAUUCUGGUCUCAGCACAUUUCCUUUAUUCUUGUUGGAAUAAUUAUUGUCACCUCUAUCAGAGGCCUGUUAAUUACACUUACGAAGUUCUUUUAUGCCAUUUCCAGCAGCAAGUCCUCCAAUGUUAUUGUUCUGCUUCUAGCACAGAUCAUGGGUAUGUACUUUGUGUCGUCGGUGCUCCUGAUUCGAAUGAGCAUGCCUCUAGAGUACCGCACUAUUAUAACAGAAGUCCUGGGAGAGCUUCAGUUCAACUUCUAUCAUCGUUGGUUUGAUGUGAUAUUUCUAGUUAGUGCACUAUCCAGCAUCCUCUUUCUCUACUUAGCACAUAAGCAAGCUCCAGAAAAGCAUAUGGCCCUCUAAAUAAGGACUGCAGACACACACUGCUCCCAUCUCCUUUCUGCUGGACUGUUGCAACUCCUGUGGACUGCAAAACUUGGAGAGCCAGGACAGUUCUGUGUGUUCAAGCAAUGUCACUGGCUCUUUGAACUUCCAUGUCUUCAGUCAAGCUCUGUGGCUCGUUUUUUAAGGUGCUACAGCUUGAGGGAAAGGGAAUGCACACAUUGCCAAGGAAUAAAGGGAAUUUAUGGUACACCAGUAUCUAAGGGGCUGUAGGCUGUCUGAGGUAAGGUAUCUUGUGUUUGGAAGAAUGUCUUCAGAGAAGGCAUCAAGCAAAUGUGAUUUUUCUUUUAAAAAGCAACUCAUAAUUGAGAUUCAGAGAAUGGUAAUUUUGGAGCUGAAUGUGGAAGUCUGUGGAAUUAAAUAAGCUUUUGUAAUACCUCAUGCAAGCAUCACAGUUGUUUUUUUUGUCAGCUCAAAAUAUUUGUUUGCAAGUGAGCUGGAAUUUACUACCUGGCAGAAGUGAAAUGGAGUGAAGUUGAGAGGAUAUCACUAGUAUGUGCUGUCCUUUUGAGCUGGAGCUUAGCUCUCUUGCUGAACCUCAACUUUGUUUUGUAAACAGAACUGAGGUUUUGGAUUCCUGUUUGCCAGAGUUCAGCAUGAAGUCAAAGAUAACAGUUAUGCCUUGUUUACCUUACGUGUUAUAAAUGUAUUGACCUUAUAUGCUAUAAAUCUGGUGUUCCCCUCAACCUGUAUAUUCUUCUACAGUAGCCUGUUUCCCCUUUCUGAUGUCAUUCAAGGCAUAAAAGUAAAUUUUAUUCAUGUGACUUGAACUUGUAGCUUCCCAUAGACACACUCCCAGGCUUUGUUUGUUACAAAAUUGCUCUGGAACAUAAAUCAUAGGUGGUAAGGCUAGGACCUGGGGAAAAAAUAACCACUGAAAACAAUUUAAUUCUGUAUUGUCUUUGGUGUACAGGAAGGAGACAAAAAGCAUACAAUAGCAAUAUUGCAGAGCCAUUUAUAUAACAUCCAAGACAUUGUGGUGUUGACUUGGAAUUAGACAAACCGGCACGACUGAAUUACGCUUUUAACCACUAUGAUCUGCAAAUUCAGGCAGAGGAGAGAGAACAGUGCUUAAAGGUUUUAGGUUUUGAGUUAUGAAUUAUGAGGUUAACUUAAUGUUUGAAAGAAAUUUCUGCAGUGUUAGUGGAAGAAAGGAGUGUAUUGCACAGAGUAUAUUAAUUCAUGACAUACCAUAGCGAUUGCACUGCCAUAAAUACAGCACAGAUCGUCACCUCCAGGAUUGUGUUAAUGGGAUUGGAUUAGGAGAACUGUCUCUCCUGGGAGAUGGCGAGAAAUCAGUUGGUCUUUAUUAAACGCUCGUUCUUAAAAGGCUCAGAUACUUAGGAAUUUAUGAACUGUUUCCUCCCUGUGCUGCAGUAUACUUAACUGUGUACUUCUAAUUAUUAAAGCCUUUACAGUAGUAAGUGGCUUACUCCCCAUUUUACAAGACAGAAAGACUUGUGCAGUGAAUGAAGUACAAUUGCAGCUUGUUAAGGGACUGCAGGAUACGCUAAAGGGCUUAUUUCAGGCAGUGGCAUUUUAGCAAGGCAGCACGGUCCCUUACAGGUCUGGUACUCGUAUGGAUAGUCAAACUCUGAAGUUGCAGUAGCAAAGUGUGAUUGAAGAAAGAAUUUGGAAGAUUUCUUUUUUGUUCUCAGCAUAGUCAGUCUCCUCAGAGCCUUGUGUCAUCGCUGCUGUUGCUGUCUGCUCCUGCUGAGGCAGCUGAUUGUGAAGAGGAAGAUGAGCUUGCCUGUGGAGGAGUAACAAAUACGUUCUGGUUAUUUUUAGUUUGUAAACAUGCUGGUUUGCAGUGUUAUGAAGGACUCCUGUUUUAAUCUGCACUAAUGAUAUACUUGUUUGGAUGGCAUAAUGAGCCAGUAAAUGUGACUUUUGUCACUGAAGUGCUUUCUCGUUAGCUAUGUUUUAGAGACAAAUAUGUUUAAUAGAAGUUUCCUGUUGUUUAAUUCCUGUAUCUGGUGAACUUGCACACUGAAGUAGUGCUAAUCUUCUGACAGAACUUAUGGAAAAACCUGGCAGCUAGAUAUUUGCAGUCAAGGGUCAUGGAAAAAUAGGUAGGAAGAUAGGAGGCAGUAUUGGUCUUAUCCUUGUCUGUCUCUCUUGCGUGAUCAAAAGGAAGCAUUUCAGUACUUAAGGCUGACCACAAAGAAGGUUCAAAAUUACUGUUUCAAGAAGAAUUAUUUUGCUGCUCCUCUGAGUUCUGUCAUACUUCAGAUUCUUUUUGCCAGUAUAAUGUGAGCAAAAUUACUUAAAUCUGUGCAUUUCUUUGCAAAUGUCAUCAUAAUCUGUUGAUUGCUCUUUCUUCUAAAAAAAAAAAAAAAAAUCUAUUUUCAAAUAUUUCACCUAAUUUCUCCAAAAGCAGGUUAUGCUUUUUUGUGUAUUUAGGGACUUUUUUUGCACUUAAAGGACUGUAUUGCCUCCUUGAGGAUUGCAGUGUGUAGAUUGUCUUGUUCCAUAAAGUCUCUUGUGUGUGCAUUCUUUCUGUAAUUUAAUUGUGCAUUAGAGAUAUUCACCUGCAUUAUGCCUGGGGAAGGAAAGAGUUGUUUACAGUAAUCAUAUCACAGCUUCCCUCUUGAUAACUUGGACUGACUUGUAAAAAUUGAGGAUCCUAGCUCAGUUAUACACAGCAGUUAUAGGAAGUUCUUUCAGCAUCUCCUCCGUGAUCCCUUGGCAUUUGUUUAAUACGGUAAUACUUACCCUUUCUCUUGGUUCAGGCGAGGUUCUCUCUGACUCUGCUGCUGAGGUUUCUGUAUAAGCAGGAGGUUCAGAAGUGUCUUGGGCUGGAUCUGCCAUAGCGACUGUGAUGGGAAUGUUCUGGUCCUGGAAGUAUUUGUAAGCAUCUUUACUGCACACCAGUAGCGUUACUUUAUCACCACUCUCUUUGAUUCUUGCCACAACGUUGUCAUAAGGCUCAUUCAUCACAUUCACCCCAUUCACUUCCACCAAAACAUCAUUAUUUUCUACGCCUGCUACAUCAGCUGGUCCGUGUCUUUGUACCUGCAAAGGCAAGUUCAAAGGGUGACGUUAGCAUAAAGUUGAGAAGAUGCAUUAGCAACUGAUGGUUCACUAAGCUGUCAAAAUAAGUGCGGCAGGGAGAUUCUGGGGGCAGAACUGAAUUGAAAGAGACAAUAGGCCUAUAAUGGUGUAACUUAAACUUAACUUGACUACAUUGACAUAUUCGUUAGUGAUGUGUGAAACUCCUCCCUUCCAGAAAACAAAAGGCACAGAUGUAAUUUGUGAUAACAAGAUUCACUCUUGCCAGCUGCAGAAAUUCUGAUAAGUGGAAGGGAAAGUUCUCUUACAUUUCCAGGGUAUUCUAUAGUUCAAAAAUCUGUAUUUUAAAUACUAUUUUUUUUGCAUUCCAGCCUUGUAAAUAAAAGCAAGAAAUGAAACAAAACUUGGAUUUCCUUUCCUUUUAGAUAUCUAGUGGAAUAAAAGCAAUGAGGUUUUCUGGUGUUUAUUUUAAUAUUGGUCCUAUAAUAUCAGUCUGACUUUUAACAAUUAUCUAAGAGAGCUGGAGAAGAGUUUUGUCUUGUGCUUUUUCUUGAGUGCAUUUACAGGGUGGAAGGGAGAGGGCUGCCCAACAUACUACGCAAGCUUUUCAUUGUUGAUUAUCUUACAUUAGUACCUCAUUAAUAAAUAGUCCAGGUUUGUUCUUGACCAUGUUUAAAUUGAAGCCAAAUCCACUUGGCCCUUUUACCAUCUUGCAGAUUCUUGGCUUGUGGUUCACUUUAUGUUCAGUGUGCAGCUCAACUCUUUCCUCUGCUUUUGCUGGAGCUGGGUUUUGUUGUUUGUAGUAAUAUGAAUAGGGGGAAAUUUGAGCCUGAAAAAACAGUGACAAAGAAAACUUUGAUAUGAAACCUGUUGUGAAAUCUGUAGGUUUCUUGCUAAAUAUGUUUUGCUUGAAACCUAAUGGUUCAGAUACGAGUUGCAACAAGCUACUCUUUGCUGUUAAUGUCUGGUUAAGUGGAAAGCUACAAUGUUGAUCCACAUGAUAAGGUUUGUAUUGCUCACAAAAGAUUACACAAUAAUUUAAUUCUGAUUUUGUUGUCUUAUUCCAGCCUUGGGAUGCUUUCAAAUAUGGGUGGUUCCAACAGUGCCUCUAAAAACAUGGAAGAGGCCAAAAAUGUAGAUGUUUAGUGAUUUGGUACUCAAGUGCAAGGAGUGUUGCUGAAAUCUGGAUGCAUCUUAGACCCUUGCUGUAAGAUAAACUGCUCUUACAGACUGAUAUGUUGCUGCUUCUGUGUCUUAUUAAUGAUCUUUAGCUGUAGCUUGCAUUUACUUACCAGUUUAUACAUGGCGUCAGUCUCCUUAUCCACUACCAACAAUGUGGUUUUUUCUUCAGACUGCUUAAUCUUUCCCACUACACUUUCAUGAUCCAGUGCAUCCACUCGCUCACCAUUGACAGCUACCAGGAUAUCAUCAUCUUUGAGACCUGCCUUGGCUGCUGGGCUCUUGGGAUCAACAUCUCUGAUUACAUGAUCUAAGAUCAAAAGGGGAAAAGAAGAUGGAUGUGAAGGACUGUUUGGUAAGUGUAAUCAUGUUCUGCUGUAAAAGCUGUUGAAAUUGCACUUGAGUGUGAGGCAGUUUCCCUGAUACGGACUUGUUAAGAAGCCAGAUGAAGAGAAUGAGUCUGCAGACUGUAGGAGUAGUGGAAUAAACUAUCGCAAAUGUCA
Molecule: messenger RNA, 6215 nt
Organism: Centrocercus urophasianus (Greater sage-grouse)
Lineage: Eukaryota; Metazoa; Chordata; Aves; Galliformes; Phasianidae
Gene: GPR89B
Product: G protein-coupled receptor 89B
Exons: 14
Coding region: 181-1482 (433 amino acids)
Biological process (GO): intracellular pH reduction
Cellular component (GO): Golgi cisterna membrane
Molecular function (GO): voltage-gated monoatomic anion channel activity
Source: RefSeq, a predicted model, not a curated record